AUGAAUUCUAACCGAGAAACUAGUUUGGAGCCAUUAAACCCGAAUAACAGCCUAGAAACUAGGUCGGAGCAACUAAGGAAUGCAUUACACACAUCAUUGGGGUUGAAUUCAGACGACAUUUUGAUGAAUGAAGAUGAGUCGAUCGACAUUGAUUCAGACGGCAACUUCAAUGAUGGAGAAAAUCAUGUUGAUGAUGGUGCUGCUGAUGAAGAUGAUGAUGAUGAUGAUGAUGAUGACGAUGACGGCCAUUAUUUAGAGGAAGAGGAAGAAGUUGGAGAGGACAGGGAAAUGCCUAAUGAUUUCAAUGAAGAAGAUCUCGUAAUUGGUCCAAUUACUGGGAUGCGGUUCAGUAGUAAGGAUGUUAUGUUUGAUUUUUACAAAGAACAUGCAAGAUUAUCGGGGUUUUGCAUUGUCAAAAGAACAUCAAACAAAAAGGAAAGGAAUAAGCAUGUUACCAAGAGGAGGAAUUGUCAUGCUAGAAUAAAUGGAAUUUUGGAGGAGGAUGGUUCAUGGCGUGUUUCAAAGGUGGUUAAAAAACAUAAUCAUCAAUUGGAACCAGCACUAUCGCGAAUGAUCGCGGGACACAGAUCGCUUAGUAAGUCCCUUAAGAGAACUCUUGCAGCCAAAGAUAUUGCUGGCUUAAGACCCUCAAAAAAUAUAAGAGUCGCUGAAGUACUUGCUGGUGGCCCCGAAAAUAUUGGAUGUACACCAAAGGACUGUAGAAAUUAUAUUUUGAAGAGUAGAAAGCUUCAGUUGCAAGAAAGGGAUGCACAAUCAUUACUCAAGUUCUUCAAUGACAUGCAGCAAAAAGAUAGGGAAUUUUACUACUCCGUAGAUGUGGAUAGUUUUGGUCGACUUUGUAAUGUCGUAUGGGUUCAUUCACACUCUAAGGUUGCAUAUGAGGAAUUCCAUGAUGUAAUAUGCCUUGAUACCACGUACCUUGUGAAUCGAUACAAUAUGCCAUUUGCUUCAUUUGUUGGUGUCAAUCAGCAUAGGCAGUCCAUACUUUUGGGAUGUGCUCUUAUGUCGAGUGAGGAUAUAACAAGUUACAAAAUGGUGCUAUCUACAUGGCUUGGGGCUCUAAACAAUGUUCAUCCAUUAGCUAUCAUGACUGACCAAUGUGAUAGUAUUAAGGCUGCCAUCAAUGCAUUGAUGCCAAGCUAA
This is a messenger RNA of Nicotiana attenuata, 1164 nucleotides long. RefSeq names its product protein FAR1-RELATED SEQUENCE 5-like. Lineage: Eukaryota; Viridiplantae; Streptophyta; Magnoliopsida; Solanales; Solanaceae. The coding region runs from base 1 to 1164 and encodes 387 amino acids. The transcript has 2 exons. The record is from RefSeq and is a predicted model, not a curated record.